AGACCUGCUGUGGUGCUGCUGAGGGACAACAUGUGGCUCCGGGACGAGGUUCUGAAGUCCAUCUGGCACGCCUUCACGGCUCUGGACGUGGACCACCGUGGAAAAGUCUCCAAAUCUCAGUUAAAGGUGCUGUCCCACAGCCUGUGCACCGUGAUGAAGAUCCCUCAUGAUCCGGUGGCCCUUGAAGAGCAUUUCAAAGACGAUGAUAAAGGGCCUCUGUCCAACCAGGGCUACAUGCCGUACCUCAACAGGUUCAUUCUGGACAAGGUGCGGGAGGAUUUCGACGUGCUGGAGUUCAACAAGAUGUGCUGGACGCUGUGUUACAAGAAAAAUAUCUGCACCAAACAACUCGUCAUCUCAGACAACGACGCUUUCAGAGUCUGGUGCAUUUUCAACUUUCUGUCAGAAGACAAAUACCCGCUCGUCAUCAUCACUGAGGAGAUCGAGUACUUCCUGCGAAAGCUGCUGGAGGCCAUGGGGGCCGAAUGGAGCGAGGAGAAGUUUGCAGAGUACAAGCUGCAGCUGAACAGGAAGAACAACUGUCUGACUGCCUGGGAGCUGAUUGAGCUGGUGGGGAUGGGCUACUUCAGCAAGGGCCUGAACUCCCAGACCCUGUCCAUGGGCAUCAACGAGGUCUUCCAGGAGCUCAUACUGGACGUCCUCAAGCAGGGAUACAUGAUGAAGAAGGGCCACAAGAGGAAGAACUGGACCGACCGCUGGUUCGUCCUCCGACCCGACUCGCUGUCCUACUACGUCUGUGAGGACCUGAUGGAGAAGAAAGGGGUCAUCGUUCUGGACCGGACCUGCUGUGUGGAGUCUCUUCCAGAUAAAGAGGGGAAGAAAUGCCUCUUCAUCAUCAAGUGUGUUGAUAAAAGCUUUGAAAUCAGCGCAUCAGAUAAAAAGAAGAGGCAGGAAUGGAUUCAUGCCAUCCAGUCGGGGAUCCAGAUGUUGAGGCUGGGGCUGCUGUCUCCUCACCGCGAGGCCCGUCUGCGGCGCAGAGAGCUCCGUCAGAGACAGCUGACAGACGAAGACGACCUGACGGAGAGGAUGAAGCAGCUGCAGGCGGCCAACGAGAAGAAACAGAGACAGCUGGAGGAGAUGAGGAAGAAAAUGGAAGAGGCUUCGGCUAAAGCAGCAGCAGAGGAGCACAGGAGGAAGCAGAGCCAGCUAGACCUGCAGGAUCAAUACAGACUGGACCUGGAGAGGGAGAAAAUGGUGCGUCAGCAGAUGGAGCAGCAGGUCGCUCAGAAGUCCAGUGAGCUGGAUCAGUACCUGCAGCGCGUCAAGGAGCUGGAGGACAUGUACCACCGUCUGGAGGACGCCCUGGAGGACGAGAGGCAGGCCAAGCAGGACGAGGAGGCCAUGAAGAAGCUGCAGGCCAGGCUGCUGGAGGAAGAGGCAGCAAAGCGAGCCGAGCUGGAGCAGAUCCACCUGCAGCAGCAGAGGGAUCUGUCCCGCACCCAGGCCGAGAAGCAGGAGCUGGUGGCCGAGCAGCGAGCCAAGGAGAGAGACCUGCAGGCAGCCAUGCUGCAGCUGGAGAGGCUGCAGGAGGAGCGCCACGGAGCGCUGCAGCAGUACCAGAAAGUGACGCAAAAGCUUGAACGAGCAGCGAACAAGACAAAGACUUGGAAGGACAAAGUGGCCAAACACGAGGGUCUGGUGCGUCUCAUCCAGCCAGGAGAUAAAGAGCCUCUGAGAGUGAAUAACUGGGGUUUGGUCCACAACGACGCUGAGCUGGAGCUGAGGAAGAAGCUGUGGCAGGAGAGUAAGAACCAGGGAGCUGAGAAACAGUGAACAGCUGGAUCACACAUUCAACCACCUGGAAGAAGUAGUUUGACAAAAUAAUCUAAAAUGAUGACAAUGGCUGUGAGAUUUUGGAUUAAAAGUGCCAGAAAAACUAAGUAAGUCUACUUUAAUUUGAGGUUAUUGUAUGAAAAGUUCAUUCUCAUUCAGUUGUUUUGUUCAGAUGAGUUUUUUAUGUUGUAAUUUUAGUUUUGUCCUUUCUGACUUUCUGACACGUUGUGUGUUUAAUUUAACUGCUGACAUCCAGUAGAGUGUUUAAGAUAAUUUUUCAGCUCAGAUUAUUAACUGAAGUUGAGUGAUUGGCGUCAUAACGAAGAUGAUAAAAAAUAAAUAAAGACCACACCACCUAUUUUUUAUGAAA
Centropristis striata (black sea bass) is the source of this 2164-nucleotide messenger RNA. Its product is annotated as switch-associated protein 70-like. The record is from RefSeq and is a predicted model, not a curated record. Lineage: Eukaryota; Metazoa; Chordata; Actinopteri; Perciformes; Serranidae. The transcript is spliced from 12 exons. Gene Ontology annotation, cellular component: cytoplasm; nucleus. The coding region runs from base 31 to 1794 and encodes 587 amino acids.